Molecule: messenger RNA, 817 nt
Organism: Drosophila takahashii
Lineage: Eukaryota; Metazoa; Arthropoda; Insecta; Diptera; Drosophilidae
Source: RefSeq, a predicted model, not a curated record
UCUAGACCCCAAUAGUUCGGCGCGGCCCACACGCGGCAAAAGCUCAGCAAGAUCGAUCCGAAUCGAAUUGAAUCGACUUUUCGUGAGUGUGUGCGAGUGUUUUUUGCGGCAGUGCACUGCUGUUGACUAAUUCUCAAUCGGCGCUUGGCCUCGAGUUGCAAAUCGAGUCACUUCAAAUCGCAGCGGGUUCCGAGUUGAACUUACUCCCAAAAAGGCAGAAUGACUGGAUCAGUCCACGAUCCGAAGUGGAGCCUGGAGCGCCGUGAGUCCUCCGGUCAUUUGGUGUGGCGCAAGGACUCUCCGGAGUCGAAAGUCCGGUUUCGCUUCGACGUCGAGGUCCUGGAGUUUGAGAAGCAUCCCCACGAGGAGCUGGACGAUAAGGAGGACCACUUCUCGAUGACCAGUCUCUCGGCGACAGUGGCCAUGUGUGCCACCUGCGUGGCCGUGGUUGCCGCCUCCGUAUUCCUGCCCUGGUAUUUGAUGGAGAAGGUCGGUUCGCUUUGAGAAAAACAAAGGCUCAAAGGCACUGGCUUCGUGUAUAUAGGUACCUCGACGGUAUUAAGUAGACUCUUGUACAUAAACAAGCGUAGAUUUAACUACUUUUAAAUAGUACGUACGUUGUAAAUAGACCCUAAACGCAGAAUAUGUGGUUUUUAUAGAGAAAAACUCUCGGUGCAAUAAGAGUGCGACAAUGACUGCUAAUGCCAAACUAUGGAAUGUGGAUUGUAUUUUAGGAUGUGUAAAUUCUCAUAAGUUUAGUCCUACGAAAGAUCACAAAGAUAGUUAAUGGAAUAAACGAAAUUACUUGCCCUUUAAA